Molecule: messenger RNA, 3327 nt
Organism: Symbiodinium pilosum
Lineage: Eukaryota; Dinophyceae; Suessiales; Symbiodiniaceae
Source: the annotation of a GenBank genome assembly
AUGCAAAGUUCGGGUGUGGAUGAUGAGCAUCAUGCUGACUUGCGUUUGCAGUCCUGCCUGUUUGCCACCGCUGACGCCAAGGUUAGUCAUGACGAACUGUUGCUCCGCACAGCUUUCGAGAAGUUGGGCCUUGAGACGACCGGUCUCUCAGAGAGCCAUUGUGAAUGGGGAGGCGUGAGCUGCCACAGGGACGGGUGCACGUCUCUUGACCUGCCAUUUGAGGGCUUUCAAGGAGAGCUGCCACCUGAGAUUGGAAAGCUUCUUCAUUUGCAGAGUUUGGACUUGUCUCACAACAAAAAACUCACGGGAAACCUGGCCACCCUGGCAAAGCUGACAGCUCUGACCUUGCUCGAUCUAAGCCACACAGGCAUGGGAGGGGACCUGCAUGACCUGAGGGCAAUGGUGCAAAUGGAGAGUCUCGAUCUUAGCCGCACAAACAUUGUCGGCAACCUCAAGGCGCUCAGCAAGAUGACAAGAAUGCGAAAGCUCUGGCUUUCCAAUACUGCCAUCACAGGUGAGAUGACGCCGCUGAGUUCGAUGGCGAUGAGAAAGCUGCAGGAGUUGCACCUUGAGCACACAGGAGUUGAAGGGGCCCUGGACGACCUGACAGAUCUCGCAGAGUUGGAAACGGCUCGGCUGUCUUCCACAAGAUUGACCGGAAGUCUGACGUCUUCGUGGCGCGGGAAGCUGCGGCACCUCCGGUACUUAGACCUUGCGGAUAGCAAAGCCCGUUUUUUACCUCGUGGCGAGCACCUGGCAGACCUCAAGCACCUGUGGACCACGUCGGACAAGACGCUGCUGCCGGCCCUGGUAGAGCUGGACGUCUCUGGCUGCCCCAUAGACGGCAAGGUCAGGGACCUCCUUGGGGUGCUUGCCGCCUCCAAGGCGCUAGCCAAGAUCUCGGCGCGAAGCAGCAACCUCUCGGGUGCGCUCCCAGACUUGGGGGAUUUAAGCCUGGUGGAAGUUGACGGCGGCCGUUACGGCAAGUACAGAACCCCUCUCUCAAACUCGCUCCAGGUCUUGGACCUGAGCCGCAACAGGAUCCAACGAGUCGAAGGGCUCAACGCACAAAGCUUGCUGUCUCUAGCAGGCAAUGCGAACGUGGACAUUACGCGUGGCCUUCUUCGUGCAGCACUGCAGAACGGCAUCCGCCUAGACCUCACUGACGUUGCCCUUACGAAUGUCAGCGAGGCCAGAAAGCUGUUGGCAACAAAGGCUCUGAGCCGCACGGAUGGGCGCACCAUCACAGAUGCCAAAGGUGGUUUCUCGUGCUACGGCCUUCAGAGCGCUCUGCUGCAAGUGACCCCGGCCCGGUUUCUUCCAUCUACUCUUUGUGGGUGCCAGCCGGGCUGGCACGGAUCCGGGGUGGAUUGCAAGCCCUGCAGCAAAGACCACUACAGCGACGAGUUCAAUCAAACGCAGUGCAAGCUGUGCCCGGAGGGCAGUGUCACCCCGGAUUCUGGUGCAGCAUCUCUGCAGGGCUGCCAGUGCGAGAUCGGCAGGAUUCACGACAACUCCUGCGUGUGCGAUGCAGAGAAGGCUUUCCAUGACAAACAGUGCCUGAACUGCAACGAUCUGAAUCUGGACUGUGGAUAUCCUGGGAAUGUGGCCACAUUGGCACCGCCGAGUCCUGGACAUGCUCGCCUCUACGCACACGCACCAAAAGCCGUGAAGUGCCCGGAUCCUGCAGAAGGGCGCUGUAAUCAAUCCGCAGACGCUUCAGAGCUCGGGUGCGCGCAAGGUUAUGAGGGACCGCUCUGCGUUACGUGCUCGGAGACAUAUCGCAGCUAUGGCCGUCGCUGCGAAAAGUGCCAGGAAGGCUAUGAAGCCGCACGUUGGCCGGCCGUCCUUGCUGCGGUGAUCUUGGCGGCUGCAGGGUCCGCCUUCUUUGCAUGGAGGACCCAAAGAGGAGGUGCCGCAGCCACUGCAGCAGCAGAGGCAACUCCCACGGCUCGCGUGGCCUUGGGGCCGCUGCUGCUGUCUCAGAGCCCUGUGCUGCUGCAGUUCGCCCAGCUUUGGGGCGUUCUUGCAGCCUUGAGCCAGAAGAGCGCCGGCGACUCUACCUCACAGACAUUCGACCAGGAAUUCGCGCAAUGGCUGCAGUUGACAGCAAGCGGUGUGCGGGAUGCCUUGAGCCUGGAGUGCUCGUACGGCAGGAGUGCACGCACAGCGUGCGCGCUGCUGGGGCCAACGGUGCCACUGUUGCUUUUGGCUCCCUGCGCUCUUCUAGAAGCUGCCCAGAGAGGCCGAGGUGUCAGCACAGCUCUGCAAGUCUUGUCCUUGGCCUUCAUCGGCGGUGCUUCGAGUGCUGCGGCGCUUCUGCGCUGUCAGGAGCUGGACGGAGGCGGAGAGCCUUUGGAGGGCUUUUCGUUCCGUGCCCUCCUGCCACACCUCAAGUGUUCGGAGGCAAAAUGGGUUGAUUGGAUUGGUCAAGGAUGCGCGGUUGGCUAUGGGAUCUUCAUCCCAGCAUGCUUGGUCAUUUUGAUGGCCAAACAAGAGCGGAGCCUUGCGCCCACCAGAUGCGCGGCUCACCUAUCAACUAUAGAUGGGGAGACCACAUCACUCCGGAUGGCCCCGCUGAAAGCCAACACGAAGGAUUCGAUGGAGGUGAACUCUCAACCUCAGUUGGCAGCGGCUGUCGCCUAUUGUGCCGUCUUUUUCCGUGGGCCAGUCCGGAUGAAGUGGGCAAACGGGUGCCUGGUGCUGCAGCCUGGCGUCGGACGCAGUUCCAGUCACGAAGUGGAGUUUGACGCAGAUGACGUCCUAUCCAGGGCCCUGGACAACAAAGCAGAUGCAGACCUUCGACGGUGGCAAGGAAUCACCAGGAUGCUGAAAGAGCGUUGCACCAUCGAAGAAGCGGCGUUGUCCGACAGAGUCUUGGCUGGUGGAAAGGAGCUAUUCUUCAAAUACGCGAGUUGCCGGAGCGUUUGGGUUGAAGUUGUGCUGAAGCUCGUGGUUGUGGGCAUUGUCGCGGUUCCCGUUGCAGAGUCCAAGAUGUUCCAAAUCCUGUACCUCUUGGGCUUCACCGUGGGGACCGGCAUCGUGCUCGGCGCUCUCAAGCCGUACAGACAGAGACAGGUCAACGACCUACAAUGCUUGUGCUUUUUAUGCCUCUCAGUGGCUGCGGUGGGCUUCAACUUUGAUGUCCUUUGGCUCACCCGCGGAGCGCUGAUGGCACCCUUGGUGGUGGCCGCCGCCCAGACCUUGCGCCCAGAUUGCCUCGAGUCGCUGGCCCUCCGCCUCUUUGAGGUGGCAAGCGACAAGUGGUCCGAUUUGAAGACAGGGGGCGAGGUUGAGCUCAAUGUGGAGACCUUGAGCUUCUUAUGA